UGCUCUCUUGAAUGACGUUGAGCCCAGCAGAGAGAAGACUAAUUACCAAUUGAUUUCUUUUUCCUGGUCUGCAGAACUGCUUUCCAUUAGAGUGUAUUUGUGAACAUAUGACACUGCUACAUUGAAUGUAUGACUGAUUUGUAGUCAAAGACAGUACUGAAAUCUAUUCAUAUACGUAUGGACUCCUGGGUUGAACGUAUGCACCGAGGCUUGUCCUAAUAUCUCUCUGUUUGUAUCUUGACUCAGGUAUCACCAUGACUCACAAUCUGGUCACCAACACUUCAUGGGAAGAUCUCAACACUACUGAUUCUUCAACGCUACAGGAGGGCGUCGUCCUCCACCAGAAUGUCACCUUUGUUGACUUUUAUCUCCAUAAGUCCUCUGUGGCUGCCAUCUUCACCAUCUCCUACCUUCUCAUCUUUCUGACGUGCAUGGUGGGGAACAGUGUGGUGUGCUUCAUCGUGCUGCGCAGUAAGAACAUGCGUACGGUCACCAACAUUUUCAUUCUCAACCUGGCCAUCAGUGACCUGCUGGUUGGUAUCUUCUGCAUGCCCACCACCCUGGUGGACAACAUCAUAACAGGAUGGCCAUUUGGCAGAGUAGUGUGCAAGCUCAGCGGGAUGGUUCAAGGCAUAUCUGUGUCAGCUUCCGUGUUCACUCUUGUGGCCAUAGCUGUUGACAGGUUUCGUUGCAUUGUCUACCCUUUCAAGCAGAAACUGACCAUCGCUACCUCCAAGCUAAUUAUUGUCAUUAUAUGGGUCCUGGCAGUGUUCAUCAUGUGUCCCUCAGGCAUCAUGCUCCAGGUCACACAAGAGCACAGGGUACGGAUCGUGCUGAACCACAACAAUACCCAACCGUUCUACUGGUGUCGGGAAAAUUGGCCCAAUCAGGAGAUGCGAAAAAUCUACACCACGGUUCUCUUCGCCAACAUCUACCUCGCGCCUCUCAGCCUCAUCGUCGUCAUGUACACCAGGAUCGGCUUUACGCUUUUCAAAACCACAAUUCCUGUAAUGAGGACCACGGGAAGUGUGUCUGCCGAAGGAAGUGGUAACAACAAACUGAACAUCGAAGGACGGCACAAAAUUUCCAGGAAGAAGAAAAGGGCAAUUGUGAUGCUGCUUCUCGUGGCCCUUCUCUUUGUUCUCUCCUGGCUCCCUCUGUGGACACUAAUGAUGCUGAGUGACUACGCCAGCCUGAAAGAACACCAGCAUCGCAUCAUCAACAUCUACGUGUAUCCGUUCGCUCACUGGUUGGCCUUCUUCAACAGCAGCGUCAACCCCAUUAUCUACGGGUUCUUCAAUGAGAACUUUCGCCGAGGAUUUCAGGCAGCCUUUAAAUUCCAGCUGUGUUCUGCUGACAUGAAGCAUCAGAAGACCUACUCCCACCGGAUCAGAGGGAACGCUGUGGUUCCAAUGCAGCCUGCGAUAGUCAGCAGAUCCUGUUCGAGAGUCAGGUCUGUGUCGAUGAAGAAUGGACAGUGCUCCUGUCAAGAAGAGGGAGUUUAGCUGGAAGAAAUGAAAGCAAAGAACGAGGUCUGACCAUGGAAGACCUGGAGAAGGUGAUGAAGAUCGAAACUGGACUUGAGGUGAAAAGACAAGACACUUUAAAUGCCCAUUUACGUAACAAAUGACAGCGGAAAGUAGCGAAAAUUCUUGUUUGUUUCAAGGGUGUACAAGGCCAGAAACUGUAUCCACGGAUGGAAAAGUCUUUACAGAACUGUCUCAGCCGUCAUCCAUGUAAUCCAUCUGUUCUUGUCAAGGUUAAAGGGCGAGUAAAAGCCAACCCUUAAAGAAAGGGGACGACCUUUACAGGUCACCCGUUCAUGCCAGCCAAUCAGAGCUUACCUCCAAAGGGGUUUCAAUGAAACACACAGAUGUAACAGUCCUGUAACAGGCGUGUGAUAGUAUUGGUGUGAAAACAACAUU
This is a messenger RNA of Cynoglossus semilaevis (tongue sole), 1925 nucleotides long. Its product is annotated as neuropeptide FF receptor 2-like. Gene Ontology annotation, molecular function: opioid receptor binding; neuropeptide receptor activity; peptide binding. The coding region runs from base 255 to 1505 and encodes 416 amino acids. Gene Ontology annotation, cellular component: plasma membrane. The transcript is spliced from 3 exons. The record is from RefSeq and is a predicted model, not a curated record. Gene Ontology annotation, biological process: regulation of adenylate cyclase activity; cellular response to hormone stimulus; G protein-coupled receptor signaling pathway. Lineage: Eukaryota; Metazoa; Chordata; Actinopteri; Pleuronectiformes; Cynoglossidae.